Messenger RNA from Heterotrigona itama, 617 nucleotides. NCBI's taxonomy places the organism in Eukaryota, Metazoa, Arthropoda, Insecta, Hymenoptera, Apidae. The record is from the annotation of a GenBank genome assembly.
AUGCUGGCUCGUAAAUUACAGAGCAAGCUAAUGUGUAUCAAAGAAACGUGUUUUAGAAGAAAAGCGGAAGCUUCCUUUUAAACGAUUCGUCUCUGCAUCCCUCGUACGGGGGAAGGGGGGAGGAAUGAACACGUUAAAAAAGUUAGGAAGUAUUUAUCUCGGCGUUGAAGGCCCGUUUUUAGACGGUAGAACAGAUUCAUCCGUCACGGCUGUGAGACUUCCGUUCUUUGUUUGCAGUCUCUAUUUCAGCAAGCAGCAACAAGGGAAGACUUCACAGCGUGGUCGUUCGCCACGAAAUUACGUUUCGUUUCCUCUCCUCCGAUAACGAGCGUCGUGCCACGCAGAAUAAAACAAAAACGCCAUCUAGUAUUUCAAAUCUUUCGCGUGGUUCCCGCGACCUUUACAUACGGCCACACCGUAUGAAAUCGUGAUUGACAUCAAAUCGACGUUACGUAAAACUACUUACAUUCUUAGAUCGUACGCACCUCUUGCAGGACGAGUUAAUGAUGUACAUGUGAUAAAAAUCCUAAAGCACGCCAGAUUCCAACCACAGACGAUCUGUAAUUCUGACUAACUCGCUCGAUAAAUGUCAUUCAAAAAAACGUCAUUCGCGGAAA